Eruca vesicaria subsp. sativa (arugula) is the source of this 1611-nucleotide messenger RNA. The record is from the annotation of a GenBank genome assembly. NCBI's taxonomy places the organism in Eukaryota, Viridiplantae, Streptophyta, Magnoliopsida, Brassicales, Brassicaceae.
GAGAAACCAAAGAUAGGUUGAGUGGAGAUUAGGCCAAAAAAAACUCAUCGGUCCCCAAAUUCGAGAAAAAGUAGAAACUUUGAUCCCCAAAUUCACAGUGAUCUCCGUCUCGUCGUUGCCUGAUCUCCCUGAAAGAUUCUGAAUUCAGCUUUUCUCCGGUGACUUCAUCAAGAUUUCGAUUUCGUGUAAUCACAAUUAGGGUUUCGACGAUCAAUCACUAGGAGAAUUAGAUCUUUGAUUUUGAGGAGUAUGUAUAUCGAAGACGUGACUGAAAAGGAAGAGAAGGAGGAGAGAUCGGUUAGGGUAGAGGAUGGAGAAAAGGAGAUAGUUGUGAGCAGUGGAAAGGUGAUUGUGUUGAAGAUGGCACUAGUUGGUGUUGGUGCACGUGCCUUGUUCUAUCCAACUUUGGUUUACAACGUUGUUAGGAAUAAGGUUGAGUCUGAGUUUCAUUGGUGGGAUAGGGUUGCUCAGUUUAUAUUAUUGGGAGCUGUUCCGUUUCCAUCUGAUGUUCCACGGCUGAAGGAGCUUGGUGUUUGUGGAGUGAUCACUCUGAAUGAGCCGUAUGAGACUUUGGUUCCAUCAUCUCUCUACAAAGUCUGUUUCCUUUUCUCUGUCUAUUGUGACGAAACUAUACUAAUGCUCUGUUUUUUUUGUUUUUAUUUACUAAACUUGUUGUUUUGUUUUUUUUUACUCUUGUGGAAGUCUUACUGCAUUGACCACCUGGUGAUUGCCACGAGAGAUUAUUGUUUUGCACCUUCCAUGGAAGCUAUAUGCCAAGCUGUAGAUUUUAUCCAUAGUAAUGCUUCACUUGGGAAGACGACUUAUGUUCAUUGCAAGGCUGGUCGGGGCCGCAGCACAACUGUUGUCAUAUGCUACUUGGUGCAACACAAAAACAUGACACCUGAAGCAGCUUAUGAUUACGUGAGGUCAAUCAGGCCUAGAGUAAAAUUAGCGACCACCCAAUGGAAGGCCGUUCUUGAGUACUACCAUGUCAGGGUGCUGAAUACUCAGAGUUCCUUACCUGAUGCAGCUUCAGCUUUGAUUCCAAGAAAUGUGAAGCAGGUUUGUUCUGGGAAUGUGGUUGUGUUUGAAGAUGGGUCGAUGGUGGUAGUGACCCACUCAGAUGUAGAGGGCUAUGAUGAUGAGUCAAAGAGGUCAAUGAAUGUUGCUAGGAACGAGUUAUGGGUGAAAGUGGUGGGGCAAGCUGCAUUGGCGAGGAUCUCAUACUUGUGGCUUGGCUUGCGUGAGGACCACAAACUUUCUCGGAAAAAUCUUUCCAUGAAAGGUAUAAGCGUGGACAUAUCUGUCUACUAAUGAUUAUGAAGAAUGACUCAGAUGAGUCCCCAGUGACAAAAGUGUAUAAAUAAAUAAAAAGGGAUCAGAUCAGAUAUAGAAGAAAGCUAGCGUUUUGUAAAUCCUAAUUAAAUACUACCUUUUGCCCCCUCAUCAACCUUUGAUGAUAAAAAAACCAUAAAUUAAUCUCUUUAAGUAUCAUAAUCAGUCUUUUGAGUUUGUAACCCCUUUAGAGAUUAUCUAUACUAUUAAAGCAGAAUCCCUCCUAUAAUUCUGCCCUUAAAUAUUUGAGUUAUUUACAUUAGUAUGCCAUUGCUA